UUAACUGUUUCCAAGUCAGUCUACAACUUGGUUUGCCGUAACGGAUUUGAUUUUACAGAACAAGUUUUUGCAGGAAAGAGUUGUUCUAACCCUGGCCGAUCGAGCCGCCACCAUCGAUCCCCAAAUCGCUCCACGUAACCCUAAUCUAACCCUAAUCCCUAGGUAGCUAGCUAGCCGCUAUGGGCUCUUCCAUGGUUCUGCUCGACCGCGAGAUUGAUUUCACCCCCCAAGACGAGGCGCUAUCCGGCGGACAGUUCCGGUGGGGGAUCUGGGAAGGAAGGAUGCCAACCCGCAAAGCGAUGAGGGAGGAUGUCAUCAGGUACCUGCGGACCUUCAAGGCCCGCGCAGUCGUCGACAAUCCGCCGGAGCUCUCCUUCCUCCACAUACUGGUGCCGCCGCAAUCCCAACCGCUCCCGCCGCCAUGCAUGGACCUGGACUCGGCCCGCAUCUCCAGCACGGACAAGAACCUGGUCGCCCUUUAUGCCGGAGGGUACCGCCCUGGCUCCGGUUUGCUGGGAGGCUAUCUCAUCUACGACGCCAGCAAGGACUCCCUCUCCGUCAUCCCCCCUCUUCCCUCGGACGACUUGCGUGGAGUCAUGGGGCACCAGUCGGCCGUCAUCAUGUGCGACCCCCAUGGGGAGGGGGAGGGCUACCUUCUUGCCGAGCUCAUCAAGAAAGGAUCCUCCCAGGUUGGGGUCUGGCUGUGGAAGUCGUCCGCCCCAGAACCCAAAUGGGUCUCGUUACCCGGGAGCCAUCCCCUUCCUUCCGGCAGAUUCACCGUUGACUCGUGCUUCUCUUACCGGGGUUCUACCCUUUGCUGGGUGGAUCUGCUCAAAGGCAUGUUCCUCUGUGAUCUCAACCAAGACCGCGACAACAAGUUCAGCUUUAUCAAGCUGCCACGAGACUGUCCAGCCCUGGAUUGGAACUUAGAGGAGUCCAACUUUAUCACGUACAGCUUUAUCAACAAGUUCUGCACCCGCCCAGAGGAGUUCCGUUCCAUGGCCUGUGUUUGUGACCACAUCAAGCUUGUCUCCUUGGAUGAAUCUGGAUUGGAACUCUCGGUCUGGACUCUGUUGACUGAUCACUCAGACUGGAUCAAAACCUCCAAGUACAAUGUUGAUAAAAUCUGGGCAAACGUCAACUAUCAGUCUACUGUUUUGAGACAGCUUAUUCCGUCUCUUCCUGUCCUGAGCAUCCAUCAAGACGGGCUUGUCUACUUGGUCGUGAAUGAUGAAAGCAUCGUGGACUGUCGACUAGAGCAUAAAGGCCAGUAUUUGCUUCGUGUUGACAUGAAGAAUAACGAGGUCCAGAUCUCUCCACAGCCUACAAGGCGUAUUUGUUACCAACUCUUUGCCAGCGAGUUCAGUGCGUACCGACAGCAUUUACAGGAUCGACCGAGAGAGAUAGAAGCAAGAGAGUUCAGUGCGAGUGGAAAGACGUUGAAGAUUUGAGAUGUUGGCAACAUAACAUGUGGAACUGGUACUUAAAGUCCACUGGAGACAUUUACUGUUAUCAUUAUCUGAUGUUAGUAGUUAUAAACUGAAUGGUGGGUAGUAUGUGUUUUCACUCAUGGCUUUAUGUCUACUGAGUGGCUUGUUUUGGAUUUGUAACUGGUAAUGGCUUGUUUAUUUUUGUGACUGCUGAUUCUGGCUACAUGCAUCAUUGUGAUUUUCCUGCA
Triticum aestivum (bread wheat) is the source of this 1678-nucleotide messenger RNA. RefSeq lists its product as uncharacterized. The record is from RefSeq and is a predicted model, not a curated record. The coding region runs from base 180 to 1451 and encodes 423 amino acids. NCBI's taxonomy places the organism in Eukaryota, Viridiplantae, Streptophyta, Magnoliopsida, Poales, Poaceae. The transcript is spliced from 2 exons.